Molecule: messenger RNA, 6605 nt
Organism: Mugil cephalus (flathead mullet)
Lineage: Eukaryota; Metazoa; Chordata; Actinopteri; Mugiliformes; Mugilidae
Product: protocadherin alpha-C2-like
Exons: 4
Coding region: 753-3785 (1010 amino acids)
Biological process (GO): homophilic cell-cell adhesion
Cellular component (GO): plasma membrane
Molecular function (GO): calcium ion binding
Source: RefSeq, a predicted model, not a curated record
GCUCAAUUUACCUGUCACAUGUCAUUUUUCUAAUUUUGCGAUGACAUAGAAUUAUUUUUAUGUCAAAAUCUAUUUUGUAUACAUUGCGUUUUCCGUUUGACUGGAUCGUUUGUGGGUUUGCAUUUCUGAGAAAAACGAUUAAUCUUCAGGUUCAUAAAUCAUUUUCCCAGCGCACAAUGAAAAGGGCGGUGGCACUGACAAAAAAAGAGGGAAAACGAUUGUGUUUAUUUCCCAGAAACCAGUAAAUGUCACUGUCCGCUCCGAAGGCGACGGUGUCUAGAUUUGUAGAUAGAUAUAUCGAUAAAACUCCAGAGUUUUCGUCUUUCGGGGGUUUAAUUUCAUUAGUUGGUGCUCGAUCAUUUUGUCGGAGGUGCUGAAAUGCAGCCAGCAUCCUUUGAGCGAGAGGCUCACCCUCCCUCUUUUGCCCACAGACAGCAUCGCCACAUCGCAGAGAAAGAGAGAGAGGGAGCGAGAGAGAGAGAGGGAGAGGGAGAAAAUAGGCAUAGGAAAGGAGUCGGUCUUGCUCGGGAAUGGAUUAAUAUAAAAACAUUACCCACGUAGACAAAGGAAAACAUGGAUGCGCAAGAAAAAAAAUCCUUCAUAGAUGCACCAGAGAGGACGCGAUGUUUAUCCUGCACAUAGUCGGAGUUAUGCACGGACUAUUCCUUCGUUUUUAAUGAGGCGGGUGGGGACCCACAGCAAGCUGAAAAGGCGGAAAGAUUUCUCCAACCCGUCUGCAAAUUCUGCCUGCGAUGGCUAUGACUGCGCGAUGCUGUUACAGCGUAAAAGUGAAUGUGCCUUUUUCUUUGUAUUUGGUUAUAUUCGUACUCAGUGGCCUUACAGACGCACAAAUUCGAUACUCCAUUCCAGAGGAGCUGGAGAACGGGGCACAGGUCGGUGACAUUGUCCGAGAUUUGGGUCUGGAUCUGAGGAAACUUUCCACCCGACGCAUUAGAAUCACAUCGGACAGUGGACGGAGAUAUUUCACGAUAAAUCACAAAACUGGAAAGCUGGUGGUGAGUGACCGCAUUGACCGAGAGACAGUUUGUGAAUUCAGCGGCACCUGUUCACGCAGCUUGGAGGUGGUAUUAGAGAAUCCGCUGGAGCAACACAGCGUGGAGGUGGAGAUUUUGGACGUGAACGAUAACGCACCGCAGUUCCCUCGAGAUGAGUAUCAGCUUGAGGUGUCAGAGUCAGCUCUCACUGGGUCGCGGUUCCACAUCGAAGGAGCUCAAGACGCAGAUGAUGGCUCCAACUCCGUGAAGCAAUACCGACUUAGUCCAAAUGACCAUCUCACUCUGGACUCCAUUAAACCCUUCUCCAAUAAUAAGCACAUCGAGCUCAUUCUCAAAAAGCCCUUUGAUCGGGAGCAGAUGCCCUCUCAUCAGCUAAUCCUGACAGCCAUAGAUGGAGGCACCCCACAGCGAACUGGCACGGCCAAAAUCAAUGUCCGUAUCCUUGAUGCAAAUGACAAUGUGCCUGCAUUUGACAGCUCUGUGUACAAAGUAAAACUGUCUGAAAACUCUCCAAAAGGCGCACUUGUGAUCAAGUUGAACGCAACAGACCCUGAUGAGGGCUCAAACGGGGACGUUUUUUAUUCUUUCAGUAGUUACACCCCUGAAAGAGUCAGGGAGAUGUUUACCAUGGACACAGAUACAGGGGAAAUUAGGGUGAAAAACAAUAUAGACUUUGAGGAAACAAACUCAUAUGAAAUGUACAUACAGGCAAUGGACAAGGGGCCAGCCCCAGGGGCAGUACACUGUAAAGUAGUUGUAGAAGUUUUGGAUGUCAAUGACAACAUUCCUGAUAUUGUACUGUCUUCACUCUCCAGCCCUGUACGCGAAGAUGCUCGGGCUGACACAGUGGUAGCACUGAUUAGUGUUAAUGACCGGGACUAUGGACCAAACAAACAGGUAACCUUGGAGAUCAUGCCCAACUUGCCUUUUAAGAUCAAGUCCUUCCGAAACCACUACACCAUUGUCACAUCUGCUUUCUUGGAUCGGGAAACCAUCUCAUCCUACAAUGUCACAGUCAAUGCUGUGGAUGGAGGCACCCCACCCCUGUCUUCUCAAAUGACCUUUAAAGUGGAUGUUGCAGACGUCAAUGAUAACCCACCUCGUUUUGAACAGACAUCAUAUACUGUUUAUAUUCCGGAGAACAAUGCUCCUGGUGCAUCUCUGUGCGUUGUCAAGGCCACAGAUGCUGAUGCUGGAGAAAAUGCACGCAUCACCUAUACUGUCCUCAAUGACAACAACCAUGGUAUACCUGUAGCCAGCUAUGUCAGCAUCAAACCCAACACUGGCGAGGCCUAUGCCCUGCGAGCUUUUGACUUUGAGAAGUUGAGAGAGUUUCACUUCCAGAUUAAAGCCCAAGAUAAUGGUGUGCCUCCCCUCAGCCGUGUGGCCACAGUUUAUGUUUACAUAAUGGAUCAGAAUGAUCACGUGCCCAAGAUAGUAUACCCGCCCGCCAAUGGAAGUCGCACCACAGAGAUACUAAUGAAAAACGCUGAAGCAGGUGUGUUGGUUAGCAAGGUUCUGGCGUGGGAUGGUGACGCGGGGCAGAAUGCUUGGCUGCUUUAUGCCCUAGAGCAGACCAACACAGACCUUGAUCUGUUCAAGGUGCAUGAGCACACAGGUGAGAUUCGCACCACAAGGCGUGUCAUUGAAGACAAUUCCACCUCCUUCGUUCUGACUGUUCUGGUGCACGAUAAUGGCUUACCACCACUCACCUCUACCGCCACUAUCCAUGUGCAUGUGAUGGAGCUGCCUCCAAAGCUGACCCCUGACCCCAAGCGCAUCAUCAGGCCCAACAGCCCCCUAAUGUUUUCCAAUGUCACUAUCUACCUCAUCAUCGCCCUGAGUGCCACAACCUUUGUAUUCCUGGUCACUGUCUUUGUGUUGGCCAUUGUACGUUGCCAUGCCUACUGUACCCAACCUGGUUCCUGCUCCCCUUGUUGCGUAUCAAAAAAGAGCAUGCCAGAGGGGGGCACUUCAGCUGGUGGCGCGGCUGGCGGUGGAGGAAGAGCUGCAGGUGGAGGAGGUGGAGGAGGUGGAGGAGGCGGAGGGCAGUCAAACAACCCUGUGGCCCUGCGUCGUGACCUCAAAGUGGAGCCGCACUAUAUUGAAGUGCGGGGAAAUGGGUCUCUGACAAAAACAUACUGUUACAAGACAUGCCUGACUGCCACAUCAGGAAGUGACACUUUUAUGUUCUACAACACGGGACGGCCACACAGUGGCACCUGGGGCUCAGGCUACGUCACCAGCCACAGUGGACAGAGCCAGAUAUUUGUACGGCGUCUCAGUAUGCCAGAUGCAACUGCUAUUCAGCCCAAGGCGCCAAAUGCCGACUGGAGAUAUUCAGCCUCCCUGAGAGCAGGAGGUGUAAUGCAGAGCUCCGUGCACAUGGAAGAGUCUGCAGUAAUGCAAGGAGCCCAGGGUGUCCUGGUUCAGAACUGGCCCACUGCGUCCAGUGCUGCUGAUGCUGAAGGAGGAGAGGUUUCACCCCCAAUGGGUGCUGGAGUAGACAGCAACAGCUGGCACUUUCGCUAUGGCCCCGGUGGCCCUGGUGCCCCCCCACAGCACCUGAAGCCUGGCGAGGUACCCCCUGAAGCCUUCAUCAUCCCUGGCUCUCCUGCCAUAAUAUCCAUCAGACAGAACCAGGGAGGAGAGGACGACAAGAGCGAUUUCAUCACCUUUGGGAAGAAAGAGGAGGCCAAGAAGAAAAAGAAGAAGAAGAAGGAGAAGAAGGACAAGAAGGAUAAGGGAAAGGAUGAUGGAGAUGAGUAGAGGACCAGCAAGAAAAAGAGCAAAGAAGAAAAGGGUGUUGUUAAAACAGAGGUACCAACCAAAGUCCACUGGGCAAAAAGAAAAUGUAAAAACUAUUCUCGAUUUUCCAGUUUUACUUUAUUACCUUUUAUCACGGAUAAGAAUUUAAAGCUCUUUCUGUUAUGAACCUGGCCUUACCAAGAUUUAUUUUACCUUUAGUUCUUCACUGAGGUAAAUUACAUAUCUUGCCUUGAUACAAUAAUGAUAUAAUACACAAAAAUAUGAUUGAUUUUUGUCCAUGCCCUUAUGUGCCUAUAAACCCUGAUUCAAUCCAUGCGAUCCCUCCAAUUAAGGAAGGACCACUUGUUUUCUCCUUUAAUCCACUGGACAUGUUGGCACCUCUGUCUUACCCCCUCCCCAACUACAAUGUGUAAACCAUUCUCUCUUAGAGGAGACAAAUACUUUGUAUAAGAUCAACAAAAAGCUGCGCCAGCCAAGGAAAAGAAGAAAGGCAAAGAAGACUGAGACACAUGUAUGCAGUCUGGAGCUGGACACACUACUUGUAAAUAGCACAGACGAGAGUCACUGAAACUAAGGCUAACAUGACACUGCUGCAGAUUCCUCUGGUAAUUACCAAUCGUGUUUCCUGAGAUCUCAAAGAAACCACAUGCACACACGCAUGCUCACACAUUCAAACGUGCAAACACAAGCGUACUUACCAUGACAGGGUGGACACAGAAAACACUUGAGACCUAGAAAAAGAAAUAGAAAAUGAGAGAAAAUCAACUGGCAUAAAAGAAAUGUGCUUAAAACUAGACACUGCAAGCUUUUUGCCCUGCACAGUCACCUCUGAGGUGCACAUCAACUCUCUCAGGAUGAAAGCAGCAUCCUUUGCUAUCUUGUUUGCUCACUGCAUUGAAAGGACACAAAGACCUUCAUUUCCUGCAAGAACCCCAACUGAGAAAUGCAGAGAGCACCAGAAAGUUGGAGAGAUGGAAGAUACCUCACAUUCUCCUGAGGAUCACAGAGGGGAAAGUCCAGCUGAGCUGGCUUGUGACUCCAUGUUCAGUCAGUGGACUCUGAUGAAACCUUACAGAAUACUAGGAGAGAUUUUGACAACACCUUCUCUUCUCCCCUUGCUGCAGAAAAAGCCUACUGCUUUCUGUUUUGAAUGUUUGGUAGCAACCAAUCCUUACCUAAUACCUUGAGUUUACACAUACUCAACUGCUUGUACUUGCCCCAAGCUGCCACGAGCCGUCCUCUCCUUCCCAAACCGCCUCCCCCCUACACUGUCUCACCCCUCCCACUGCCUGCCUCUUUAUGUGACAAUGAGGUUUGUGGAAUUAUUGUUUUUUUUUUCUCUUAAGAGAUUCAUUUUUACAUACUCUGGCUUUUUUUUUUCAUUUCUUUCUUUCUCAUAGCUUUAAUUGCUUUUUGCGUGACAUUCCCCUUCACCCUCAGACGCUGACCCUAACCCCCGCUCCAACCCCCACGACUCAGGAUCAGUCCUGGGAAUGGCCUACUCUGAACAUUGUGGUGUGCUGACAACAGCAUGGAGAAAUGUGGAUGAGGCCUGGGGAAGACCAGUCGGGGGUCUGUGCUCUGAACUCUUGUCAAUGUUUCUCAAGUGCAAAACGGUUCAGUGCUUUUAACUUGUGAAUACAGCCGUAUGUGGUUCAUUUCCUGUUUGUAGCCACAGUGAGCGGGGACCAGGUGGGAUGAGGCUGAUCACAGGCACUGUGGAGCGCUGGGAUAAAACGAGGAGACGUGCCGUGGGUUGGCCCUACCGCUCCACCUGCAAGAAAAGAAAAGUCCUCCAACUUGAUUGUUUAGCAUCGUUGAGUCGCAUAUUAGCUUUUGUGUACGCUGUAAAUGUAGCGUAGACUUUUCAUAGAUUGUCUCGACAUUAGUAAUUGAAAAAAUAUAUGGGCAUCUAGGGAUUCCCAUCCCAGAGCCACAUCCCACCAAUCCUCUCUCAGGAGGUUUUGAAAACGGGGCACACAUGCCUCAAGGCCUGCUUCUGUUGGUUCUCCUCCCCUGCCUGUAUCUUGUUGCCACGUCCCCAGAGUUUUCUGGCUCAGUAUGACGUCACUCCAUUAAGUGGCUGCUGCAUGUACUGCUCUAAGGAAACACAUACUAUAUAGAGAAAUAUAUAUAUAAAUAGAUAGAUGGCUAUGAUUUUAUUCUUUUGUAUUAUCAUUUUUCUUCAUUACUCACACAGGAGAUAUUUGUAUGUACUUCUGUCUCUGCAAAACAUCUAUGUACUGCAAUCUUCAUGCUCCACAGAUGUUGUACGGCAUCCACUAAACCUCUUUAGAUAUUUGUAAAUGCUACAGUGUGAUACCUUUCAACGCAAGUUUAUUAUUUUUUUCUUUUACCAAAGCAAGAUAAAAAAAAAAAAAAAAAAAAAAAUCACUCUGUGUCUGGCUUUGACAUGACGAUCUAACUAACACUGUAUUAUUGUAACUGAAAUAUGUAUGAUCCUAUGAUGACCUAUCACUUCCCUUUCACUCUUGGAAAAAAAAGGAAAAUGACAGAAAAAAAAAAUCCAAUGUAAAAAAGGGUAUAUGUAGUGUAUGCUUGUGUUUAGUGGGCGUUCAUGCUGUCAUUCUUUCCCGAUGUAUGGUGGUGAAAUAUGGUGGCAAUGUGCUGUCCUAAAAUGGAUAAGCCGAGAUCAGUUGUAAAACUCCUUUUUUUGUACACCCUCUCAUCAACUGUGACAGUGACGUAGUGAAUUUCAUUUAUUUCAUUUCUUUUCAGACUUUUUAUUUUACCUAGAUGGAUACAGUGGUAAUGUGUUUGGUUUAUAAAUCACUAAUAAAGUUUUCUUUCUUAAAAAUA